This is a messenger RNA of Sciurus carolinensis (gray squirrel), 1052 nucleotides long. RefSeq names its product histone H3.1-like. Bases 181 to 696 code for a protein of 171 amino acids. Gene Ontology annotation, cellular component: nucleosome. Gene Ontology annotation, molecular function: DNA binding; protein heterodimerization activity; structural constituent of chromatin. The transcript has a single exon. Lineage: Eukaryota; Metazoa; Chordata; Mammalia; Rodentia; Sciuridae. The record is from RefSeq and is a predicted model, not a curated record.
AAUAAUGCAAGAUACUUUGGGUUCCCUACAACAUUUUCUAGGUUCUUAUUGCAUGUAAAUUCUAGAAGCCCUUUUUAAGUCAGUAAGAAUUUCUUCGUACAUUUAUUAAAAGAUCAAUAUCAAGGCGGAAAAGCUUCUUUUAAAGACAGGAUUGAACCAGGAACCAAUUCCGUGGGUGGAAUGAGGAGAGCGGCAACCCUACUGUCCAAUCAGAACGCGGGGCUUGCUAUAAAUACUGGGAUUUCUUGCGCCUUAGCUCAUUUGUGGAGUAGUGGACUCCCAGCUAUGGCUCGUACCAAGCAGACUGCGCGCAAGUCCACAGGCGGCAAGGCGCCGCGCAAGCAGCUGGCCACCAAGGCCGCCCGCAAGAGCGCGCCGGCCACCGGCGGAGUCAAGAAGCCGCACCGCUACCGGCCCGGCACCGUGGCGCUGCGCGAGAUCCGCCGCUACCAGAAGUCCACCGAGCUGCUGAUCCGCAAGCUGCCGUUCCAGCGCCUGGUGCGCGAGAUCGCGCAGGACUUCAAGACCGACCUGCGCUUCCAGAGCUCGGCGGUCAUGGCGCUGCAGGAGGCCUGCGAGGCCUACCUGGUGGGGCUGUUCGAGGACACCAACCUGUGCGCCAUCCACGCCAAGCGCGUCACCAUCAUGCCCAAGGACAUCCAGCUGGCGCGCCGCAUUCGCGGGGAGAGGGCAUAAAUGUCUACUGGCCCAAAGCCUGCACUACCCAAAAGGCUCUUUUCAGAGCCCCUCAGUUUAUCACUGAAACGGAGCUGUUCCACGUACAAUCCUACGGUUGGAACCCGGUUCUGGAAAGACCACAGGGAGGUGUUUUAACCAAACACUUGCCAACUAACUGGAUGAUUUUCCAGCCUUACACUGGGAAAGUAGUUCCUGUGGGAAAUUGCCCAUACUCGGGCUUAACGGUUUUGAGGCGGUGGUGGCACAGGUGGCCUAAGAUUUUGGGUAGUUGGUGUCUACUGUGGGUUGUUAUUGCAGUCUUUGUCCUAGACCACAAUGAACAUUGGCUGCUUAUUUCACCAUGUGCACAUGGU